AUGGCGGACGAUGAGGAUUCUGUAGCGGGCGUGAGUAAACCUUCUGAAACGGAAAUGGAAGAGGUGACAGCCGAUGCUCCGGCGGCCGGAGGCGCCGAGAAAGGCGAGUCGACUCCGGGAUUGGGCGAUUCGAGUCCGAGUGCUUGCGGAGAAAGAGCGGAGGCCGAAGGAGGAGAAGGUCUUCCGGAGAAUCAUGCGGCGGAGGGGGAUACGGAAUUCGCUGCGGACACUGUGGCGGAGAUGAAUGAACUGCCGGCGGUGGUGGAGGCGGCGGCGGUGGAGGAGGGUGGCGGUGGAGUGGUUGCUCUCCGAAGUGAAGAUCAGCCGCCUGAAACUAAUGAUGUGGAGGGGGGAGAUGUUGUCACUGAAACUCCAUCACCGGUGGUUGCCGCCCAGGUGGAUGGUGCCCAGGCAGCUGGGGAAGGUGUCACUGAAAUGGAUGCCACCCCAUUUGAGGAUCAGCCAGGUGGAGCGAAAGCCGAGGAAGAAUCUGAAUCAGAAAUGGAUAAGAAAGUGCUUCUUACCGAUUAUAAUCCUCAGAUUGAAGAUGCUAGAGGGGGUGAAAUGCUGGUGGUCCCGCUGGUUGAAGUGAAAGCUGACCAAGAUUUAUCCUCAGUAGUUGAACCCAAUGUGGGGGCAGCAGAUACUGAUGCGGGUGAUACCGAACAGAUAACUGAGUUCCAAAUGGAUGCAAGAAAGGAUGAUUUGCAGGUGGGUUUUGAAGGAAUGGAGGUUUCGGUUAGUAAAUCUGAGGAGCACGUGACAGAUGGAAAGGAAAAUGAAGCAACAGGAGUGACCUGUCUGAUGGCCGAUAGUUGUGAUGUAGAGAGUAAGGUAGAGGUAGUGGUGGAGGGUGAUAAAGUCCAUGAGGAGAAGGAGAAGGUCGCUGUUUUGGUGAAUGAUUCAGAAGUUGAAACUAUUGAAAAACCAGCGAGCUUUGAAGAUGAAAAAGUGGACUCUGUGACUCUUGAGGAAACAUCAGUCACUGGUUGUGAAAUGGAUGUGGAAAUAAAAACUGAGGUAAAUGCAUGUGUAGUUGUUACAGGCGAACAAGAGCAGAUUCCUGAAUCAAGCCACCAUUUGAAUAAUCACGAUGAAGAACUUGAGCAUGCUGAGGAGAAUUUGACGUCUGGGACUACGAUGGUGGAUGAGAGCAUGACUGUAGAGGUAUCGGGGGUUGACAUGACUGAGACAGAAAAUGAAGAUGCAGUAGUAAGAGAGAAUCUUCCUGAAGUGGAUGGUAAAGAAGAAACAGAGAUGGGAGAGGAGUUAGACUUGCCGAGGAAUGUUGUGGCAGAUGAUACACAGUUAGACGAUGCUGAAGUCGGAACUGAAAAGGGAACCGAUGAAUUGGCUGAUAGAACCUCAGAUGAGGAUGGCAAGAUGGAGACAGAGGAAACAAAUAGUGAUGCCGACGAGCCUGGUCCCGACCUUUAUGAUUCCCCAGCAGCUCUCGAUGAGGAGGAAGAUGAAGCAAUGGCUGCAGAAGAGGAGACUGGAACACAGGACACAGAAAUGGAGACCGAAGCCAAUAUUGCUGAAUCAGGGAAAGCUGCUGGAGGGAAGCGAAAGAGGGCGAAAUUGUCGAAAAAUUCAUUAACUCUUAAGGGAACUACAAAAGCUUCAUCAAGGAAGACUGUGGGAGAGGAUGUUUGUUUCAUAUGCUUUGACGGGGGGGAACUUGUGCUGUGUGAUCGGAGAGGUUGCCCGAAGGCAUAUCAUCCUUCAUGCGUCAACAGAGAUGAGGCAUUUUUUAAAUCCAAGGGCCGCUGGAACUGCGGUUGGCAUUUGUGUAGCAUUUGUGAGAAGAAUGCCCGCUACAUGUGCUACACAUGUACUUUUUCAUUGUGUAAAAGUUGCACGAAAGAUGCGGUUAUCUUAUGUGUCCGGGGAAAUAAAGGUUUUUGCCAGACCUGCAUGAGGACAGUUAGGCUAAUUGAGAACAAGGAACAGGGAAGCCAAGAGGCUCAAGUAGAUUUUGAUGACAGAAACAGCUGGGAGUACCUCUUCAAGGAUUAUUACAUAGAAUUAAAAUCAAAGCUGUCGCUUUCGUUAGAUGAAAUUGCAGAGGCAAGAAAUCCAUGGAAGGGGGCAGAUGUGUUGUCUGGUCCCAGCAAACAGGAAUUAUCUGACGCACGUGCUGAUGCUAAUGAUGGAGGAUCUGGUUCAGAUGAUUCAAUCGAAAACAGAGAAACUAUUAGGCCUAAAAGAAGGAAGACAAGGAAACAACGGAAGUCCCUUUCCAGAGAAGAGGAAUUAGUUAGCACUGGUGUUGACAACUCUGAAUGGGCAUCAAAAGAGCUACUUGAAUUUGUUUCGCACAUGAAAGAUGGCGAUACAUCUUUACUGUCACAGUUUGAUGUGCAAGCUCUUUUGCUCGAGUAUAUCAAGAGAAACAAACUUCGUGAUCCUCGUCGGAAAAGUCAAAUCAUGUGUGAUGCAAGGCUUGCGAAUUUAUUCGGGAAACCUAGAGUUGCACAUUUUGAGAUGUUAAAACUUCUGGAGUCUCAUUUUCUUGUAAGAGAUGAGCAUAAUGAUGAUUUUCAGGGAAGUGUUGUCGACACGGAGAAUAACCAGUUGGAUGAUGAUGGAAAUGGUGACCCUCAGGCCAAGGGCAGUAAAGAUAGGAAACGCAAAUCACGCAGGAAAGGUGAUCGGGGGCCUCAGUCUAAUCUUGAUGAUUAUGCAGCUAUUGACAUGCACAACAUUGGUUUAAUUUACCUGCGAAGAAAGUUGAUGGAAGACCUACUUGAAGACGCUGAAACGUUUCAUGAUAAAGUCAUUGGAAGUUUUGUACGAAUAAGGAUUUCUGGAAGUAACCAAAAACAAGAUUUGUAUAGAUUAGUUCAAGUUGUAGGCACAAGCAAAGCAGCAGAACCUUACAAAAUUGGCAAAAAGAGCACUGACACUAUGGUGGAAAUCUUAAAUCUAGACAAGACCGAAAUUUUCCUCUUCGUAGAUGUCUGGGGCAACAGUGAGGAAUGUAAGCGUCUUCGCCAGAGUAUCAAAUGUGGACUCAUCAGAAGACUGACUGUGGGUGAGAUUCUUGACAAGACAACCGAAAUACAAGCAGCCAGAGUCAAUGAUUGGCUGGAAUCAGAGACCUUGAGGCUGAGUCAUCUACGUGAUCGAGCGAAUUUCGACAGACAUGUUCUGAAUCUGUCCGCUAUCACGCUUAGGGAAUGCGUAGAGAAAUUACAGCUUUUGAAGACUCCCGAAGAGCGUCGACGCAGGCUCGACGAAAUUCCCGAAAUACACGCAGAUCCAAAGAUGGACCCGAGCUACGAAUCGGACGAUAAUGACAGUGAAAAUGAAGACAGUAGAAGAGAUGCUUUCAUGAGAGCUCGAGGCAUUAACAGGAGACCACGGGCCCCAAUCUCCCCUGGAAGUGAUAGCUCCUCGAAAUUAACAAUUAAAAAUUGGGAAUCGACAAAGUAUUCGUUGGGCAGUAGCUUUUCUAUCAACGCUACUCAUGUUGGCGAGAUAGUAAACGAGAACUCAUCUUGGAAUUCGGAAAGUGUUAAAAGUACGGAUGAAUUCGGUAAUUUAGAGAAACAGAAUUCCAGUUCUAACCAUGAGCAGCAUAUCGAGCGUGCCCCACGCUCCACUGCUUCAGUGAUGAUAACUCAACAAUCAUCAUCUCUUUCAGCUGGAGGAGCAGCAGUUGAAACUGCUGCUGUCAAGAUAAACGAGUCCGAAAAAAUAUGGCAUUAUCAGGACCCUUCAGGUAAAAUCCAAGGACCCUUUUCCAUGGUGCAACUGCGUAAAUGGAACAACACAGGCUAUUUCCCGGCCAAUCUGAAAAUCUGGAGAUCCACCGAGAAGCAAGAGAAGUCGAUACUUUUAGCUGAUGCUUUGGAAGGAAAAUUCCCGAAAGAUUCGCCUGCAACUAAUAAUAAUAAUAAUAAUACCCUAUAUAAUAGCUCACAUUCCUCGGCUAGCCACUCUGUGAAAUCUGAAAUCUCCUUACACAAAGAGAGGUCAUCAAAUUUGGAUCAAAAUCUCGGGUCCCGCGCCAGAACAUCAGCUGAGCAGUGGCGCGGAAAUGAUUUCACGAAUUUACCUUCUCCAACUCCAAGACAAAGCAAUUCGGGUUGGGAUGUUAAGGAGAGCCGUGCUCUCUCGGUGGGAACUAAUCAACAAAACCCGGUCAUUAAUGGAGUUCUUGCUUCUCCUACUCCCGUCUCACCGUACAUCGGGACUCGUUCUCCUUCUGUCGUUGCAUCGUCGUCGUCGAUUGCAAAUCCGGCCAUCCAAACGGCCCCUUUCAGUCCAACCCCCGAUUCCCAGCAAGGAACCACCACGCCAGCAGUUCCUCUGCAGCACGCUCAGACAGGCGAACCUCCGGUAGUUUCACAGCUCGCGAUGCAGGUGCCGCCCGCUCAUCUGCCAGCUGGCGUGCAAGCUCAGAACCCUCAGGGUGGUUACGUGUGGGGUCCUCCGGCAAACACUCCUCAGAAUUCUUCCGGAAGCUUCCAGAACUCAGGCACGCCGCCGCCGCCGCCGCCAGCUGGCCUCCAGCCGGACCCCUGGAGACCUGCCGCUGCUCAGGCGCCUAGUCAGCCAAACAUGGCUCCUCUGCCGUGGGCCGGCGUGGGUGGGCCCACAGAGAACAACGCCGCGAACAACACUAAUAUGGUCUGGCCCACAAAUAUGGUGCAGCCCAAUAAUAAUAUUAAUCCGAACAUGGGAUGGGGAAGCUGGGGCCCACCACAUGCAGUGCCGAACUGGGGUGUUGUUGCUCCUCCCACUGGAAAUGUCGGGCCCAACAGCAACCCAGGCCCAAUGCCCGGGUAUGUGAAUCCUCCUGCAUGGGGUCAAGGCCCGAUAGCGGGGAAUGGGUGGGGCCCGCCAGGCGGGAAUAAUACCGGGGGCCCACCGCCAGGCCCGGCACAACAAGGAAAUAUGAACCAGGGAGGGUCGUGGGGCGGUGGCAGUGAACAACAACAAAAUCAGAUGGGUGGUGGUGGUCAGUAUUCUUCAGGAGGAAGGGGUGGUUCGGGCCGAGAUUCGGGCUAUAGGGGUGGCGGGCCCAGGCCUUGGAACAACAACAACAGGCAGUCUUCGUUUGGAGGGGGAGGUUUCAGAAGGAAAGAUAUGGUGUGUCCGUACAAUAAGAAUGGUCGGUGUAGGAAGGGGGUGUACUGUGAUUACAUGCAUACUUGAACUGGAAUUUUGUGNUUCGUUAUACUUUUUAAGUUUUUCU
Messenger RNA from Striga asiatica, 5206 nucleotides. Lineage: Eukaryota; Viridiplantae; Streptophyta; Magnoliopsida; Lamiales; Orobanchaceae. The record is from the annotation of a GenBank genome assembly.